GUUACCCCCAAUAAGUUGGGUCAGCUAAGAGUAUAUAAGGGCGGAGUAACACCGUGUUUCUAUACACUAGACGACACAAGACAAACAGCUCUCCCUUCACUAUUUGUUAGAUUGUGUCGACCACCGACAGAAGAAUGAAGUCCACCGGUGCAAUAACAACCAUCCUCUUGGGCAUUUGUGCCUUUGCAAUGGGCGCCCCUCAAAUCCACAGAGACGAGGAAGUAGUCCCACCGAGACCGUAUGCAUUCAACUACACGAUCCGAGAUCAGAUUAACGCUGUGAUGGCUGCCAGGAUAGAGGAGGGCGAUUCCCAGGGAGUGAUCAGAGGCUCAUACACAUACAUCAGGCCUGAUGGGAUUAUCCAGACAACUAGUUACAUCGCUGACGAGAACGGCUUCCGAUCCGAGACAAAGGAGGAGCCAGCAGGUGGCCUCGAGAUUCCCGACCCAUCAGGUACCAUCCAGGUAGCUGUCAAUCUGCCCGACGCCGAGCCGUACAGUUACCAGUUUACGGCUGACGAGUACAAGAAACUCAUUUCAAAAUCUAAAGUGUAACCAGCGAUGCUACUAUUCUUCGGCGUCCAUGAAUCUCACAAUUCUAUGCUCAUGAUUUUCCUUGAUAAGCGAGAAUGAAUGCGUUGAGUUUGUUAGGUUAUAUUGUUUUCGUUAGGAAGUAAGUAUAAGCAUAUUAUUCUGCAAAUUACGAUGAUUUAUUUAAAUUUACAGAUUUUUGAAUUUUAAUGACAUUUCCAGCUUCUCUUCCUCUAUGGCAUCCACGGUGUGAAUCACCUUGUACGCCUUCAAAUCACUCUACUCAUGUUGACACUGUCUAGUAAGAUUCUAAAGAAGGCGGGUAAAUGGAAAAACAAAAAUAAUCAAUGUAAUUUACAAAUAAGUUACAAAUAAAAUAAAACCAAUAAAAACACUGUAUCCUGUAAGUACUUAAAUUUAGAUAAGUCUAAUUUUGUAAAAACUACUACCUAUAUCAUACUGUCAUGCAUGAAAAAACUUUAUUCAUGUGUAGUAAAAAAAUCAUUUAUCACGUAUUAGUUAAUCUCUCACCUUCAUAUACUAUACAUAUCUAGUAAAACUGUAG
Molecule: messenger RNA, 1095 nt
Organism: Macrobrachium nipponense
Lineage: Eukaryota; Metazoa; Arthropoda; Malacostraca; Decapoda; Palaemonidae
Product: cuticle protein 10.9-like
Exons: 4
Coding region: 135-554 (139 amino acids)
Cellular component (GO): chitin-based extracellular matrix
Molecular function (GO): structural constituent of chitin-based larval cuticle
Source: RefSeq, a predicted model, not a curated record